Anas platyrhynchos (mallard) is the source of this 436-nucleotide messenger RNA. RefSeq names its product sulfiredoxin 1 (gene SRXN1). Gene Ontology annotation, biological process: cellular response to oxidative stress. Gene Ontology annotation, molecular function: sulfiredoxin activity. The record is from RefSeq and is a predicted model, not a curated record. NCBI's taxonomy places the organism in Eukaryota, Metazoa, Chordata, Aves, Anseriformes, Anatidae. Gene Ontology annotation, cellular component: cytoplasm.
GGAAGCGGCUGAGAGGCACCGGGGGGGGGGGGGGCAGCGGGACCAUGGCUGAGACCGGCACCGGGACCGGGAUCGGGAUCGAUACCGGGAUCGAUACCGGGAGCAUCCACACGCAGCACAUCGCGGCCGUGCACAACGUGCCCAUGGGGGUCCUGAUCCGCCCCCUCCCCUCCGUGCUGGACCCCGGCAAGGUGCGGAGCCUGGUGGAGACCCUGCAGGAGGAUCCCGAGCGGGUGCCCCCCAUCGAUGUGCUGUGGGUGAAGGGCAGCCAGGGGGGGGAUUAUUUUUACUCCUUCGGGGGGUGCCACCGCUACGCCGCCCACCGGGAGCUCAACCGGGACACCAUCCCCGCCAAGAUCAUCCCGACAACGCUCAGCGACCUCCGCACCUACCUGGGUUCCUCCACGCCGCAGCUGCUCUAACGGGACCCCCCCCA